Molecule: messenger RNA, 231 nt
Organism: Rotaria socialis
Lineage: Eukaryota; Metazoa; Rotifera; Eurotatoria; Philodinida; Philodinidae
Source: the annotation of a GenBank genome assembly
AUGGCUCAAGUAACUGUACGCAUGCAUUCGAAACAGACUUGUGCAAUUUAUGAUCGAUUUGGUCGUUUGAUGUUUGGUAAUGAAACAUUACCAAAAGAUGUUCUUGAAUAUGUUGUUUUCGAACGUAUAUUGACGAAUCCAUAUAGUCAAUGGCGUGUUCAUUCCAAAAUAUUACCAUCAUGGCUACCGCCAUUAAAUCCACACUGUAAAAAAUGCCAUGCGUCUUACUAG